AUGUCCUCUCUUCCAGCUACUCAGAAGGGCGUUCUAGUCUCCAAAAUAGGAGGUCCUGAGGUUCUUGAAUAUAAGACAGACUUGCCUGUCCCUUCUCCCAAAGAAGGAGAAGUCCUUGUCAAGAACAAUCUCACUGCAAUCAAUCUCAUCGACACGUAUUUCAGAAAGGGUGUGUAUGACUCCGCUAAACCUGAGAUCUUGGGAAAAGAAGGCGCCGGUACGGUCGUGGCUUUAGGCCCAGGUGCGAAUCCUUACAACUUCGCUGUUGGUGACCGUGUAGCGUGGAUUGGAAGCGGAGGAUACGCAGAGUACAGCACUCCGCCAACAACCAGAGUAGCGAAGAUUCCAAACGGGGUAUCUGACGAGAAGGUAUUGGCGGUACUCUUGACCGGUGCCACAUGCCUUUCUUUCAUCAGGGAAGCAUACGAGGUCAAGAAAGGUGAUUGGAUUCUUCUUCAUGCCGCUGCUGGCGGAGCGGGCAUCAUCAUGACCCAGCUACUGAAGUUAGCCGGUGCAAAGGUUAUCGGUACCGCAGGAGGGCCUGAGAAGGUUGAAAUCGUCAAGGGUCUGGGCGCCGAUGUGGUAAUUGACUACAAAAGCCCUGAGGGGGCAAACUGGCUGGAGAAGGUGAAAGAGGUAACUGGUGGCGAGGGCGUGGAUGCAGUUUACGACUCAGUGGGCAAGGAUACAUGGGAGGAUAGUCUCAAGGCUGUCAAGAGGAAAGGAUCUGUAGUUUUCUUUGGAAACUCCAGUGGUGUUGUGCCGCCGUUCCCAAUCUCGGUGCUUGCCGCAAAAAACAUUAAAAUAUGCCGUCCGACGCUCUUCAAUUACAUCUAUACCCGUGAAGAGUUUGAUCUCUACAUAACGGAGCUCUUUCAGCUGCUCGAGACGGAUAAAUUGAAAACUAGCAUCUAUAAGAUAUAUCCACUUGAAGAUAUCCAACAGGCACAUAAGGAUAUCGAAGGAAGGAAGACAACUGGCAAGUUGUUGCUAAAGCCUUGA
Messenger RNA from Microsporum canis CBS 113480, 1002 nucleotides. RefSeq names its product ZTA1. Bases 1 to 1002 code for a protein of 333 amino acids. Gene Ontology annotation, molecular function: quinone reductase (NADPH) activity; zinc ion binding. The record is from RefSeq and is a predicted model, not a curated record. Gene Ontology annotation, biological process: cellular response to oxidative stress. The transcript has 3 exons. Lineage: Eukaryota; Fungi; Ascomycota; Eurotiomycetes; Onygenales; Arthrodermataceae. Gene Ontology annotation, cellular component: cytoplasm.